Messenger RNA from Penicillium chermesinum, 753 nucleotides. It is a transcript of the gene rpt1, whose product is annotated as proteasome regulatory particle base subunit RPT1. Gene Ontology annotation, molecular function: proteasome-activating activity. The record is from RefSeq and is a predicted model, not a curated record. The coding region runs from base 1 to 753 and encodes 250 amino acids. Lineage: Eukaryota; Fungi; Ascomycota; Eurotiomycetes; Eurotiales; Aspergillaceae. Gene Ontology annotation, cellular component: proteasome regulatory particle, base subcomplex. Gene Ontology annotation, biological process: proteasome-mediated ubiquitin-dependent protein catabolic process. The transcript is spliced from 5 exons.
AUGCCUAGCGCCACGGGUUCGAACUGGGAGAAAUACCAGAAGAACUACGCGGAUGACGAAGAGCCAGAGAAGAAAAUUGCGCCUCUCACAGAUGAUGAUAUUGCAGUACUCAAGACCUACGGCGCUGCUCCGUACGCGAACGCGUUGAGGAAGCUCGAGAAAGACAUCAAAGACAAGCAAGCAAGCGUGAAUGAAAAGAUCGGCGUCAAGGAAUCCGACACCGGUCUUGCACCUCCACACCUUUGGGAUGUUGCCGCUGAUCGACAACGCAUGGCCGAAGAGCAACCGCUGCAAGUUGCUCGAUGCACAAAGAUUAUUCAGGAUGAAAAGGACGCGGACAAGGGCAAAUAUGUCAUCAACGUGAAACAGAUCGCCAAGUUCGUUGUCAACCUAGGCGAACGCGUGAGCCCGACAGAUAUCGAGGAAGGCAUGCGAGUCGGUGUCGACCGCAAUAAGUACCAGAUUAUGCUACCUCUUCCUCCGAAGAUCGACCCCAGCGUGACGAUGAUGACUGUCGAAGAUAAGCCCGACGUGACCUACGGCGAUCGGGACAUUCGUUGGGAGCUGAUUUCACGACUGUGCCCCAACGCGACCGGUGCGGAACUGCGCAGUGUUGCGACCGAGGCUGGUAUGUUUGCCAUCCGUGCUCGACGGAAGGUGGCCACCGAGAAGGACUUCUUGGCCUCAGUGGAGAAGGUCAUUAAGGGCAACUUGAAGUUCAACUCGACAGCGACGUACAUGCAGUACAACUAG